This is a messenger RNA of Adineta ricciae, 879 nucleotides long. NCBI's taxonomy places the organism in Eukaryota, Metazoa, Rotifera, Eurotatoria, Adinetida, Adinetidae. The record is from the annotation of a GenBank genome assembly.
AUGCAUUUUAUCGUGCUCAUCUUUUUUGCGUUGAUUUUCUAUACUAAUCCAAACAGGAAUCAAGUCUUUGGCUGUGAAUGCCCUGCAAAAGAUAAUAGAAAUUAUGUAUCUGCCGAUGCAGGUGACCUGCAGGCUAAUGGACAAUUGAAAUGUUGGUAUGUAGCUCAAAGUGGAAAUGCUCGUGGCACGUUGUAUUGUUUAUACCGAACUGAUUGCACAAUCGCCAUUGAUGGUGAUGGAGGAUUUUGCGUUUCUUCGACACCGACAACAAUAGUUGCACCGACACAACCAGGCAGUGGAGGAAAUACGACAACAACUACCACAACUUCAUCCAAAUGUCAAUGCCCUGCUACGGAUACCACGGGCACUGCACUUAUCGCCGGUCAGAUCCAAAGUGGUGCUUUAGCAUGCAGUUACUCUAUGAGCGACAACGGUUGUUGGUAUGAUCUGAAUACAUGCGCUCUUAUACAAGACGAACACGGAGGGCAAUGCAGCGGCAGCCAAACAAAUACGACAUCGACAACUAAUGGACAAACAACAUCCACGACCAUGAUGGGUGCUAUGACGUCAUCUACAACAACACAGAUGACAGCGUCAACAUCAACCUUGAUGAUGUCUACAGGAUCGACAUCAACCUCGAUGAUGUCUACAGGAUCGACAUCAACCUCGAUGAUAUCUACAGGAUCGGCAUCAACCUCGAUGAUGUCUACAGGAUCGGCAUCGACGUCAACACCAAUAAUGUCGGCAACAUCGACAUCAACAUUAUCGAUGACAACUACAACAUUCUCUAACGCAUCAUCAGCCACAAUUGUUUUUGGUAAUACAACUCAGUCUGCGGGUAUAAACUCAGGUAACAUUUGUCUUCGAGAUGUAGCUUAA